Exophiala bonariae is the source of this 519-nucleotide messenger RNA. RefSeq lists its product as uncharacterized. The transcript has a single exon. Lineage: Eukaryota; Fungi; Ascomycota; Eurotiomycetes; Chaetothyriales; Herpotrichiellaceae. The record is from RefSeq and is a predicted model, not a curated record. Gene Ontology annotation, molecular function: methylmalonyl-CoA epimerase activity. Gene Ontology annotation, biological process: L-methylmalonyl-CoA metabolic process. The coding region runs from base 1 to 519 and encodes 172 amino acids.
AUGGUUGCUUCGGAAAUGACCUUUAACCACGGGUUCAACCAUGUCGGGCUUUCCGUCAUCGAUCUCGAUGCUGCCGUUGCCUGCUAUACUAAGGUCCUGGGCUUCCACCAAACCCCUAAGAUCCUCGAGUUCGACCGGGCCCACGAUCCUAGUUCCCCGAUAUUUUCCAUCUAUGGGGCGACAUUACACAAAGGCAGAUUCGCAUUUCUCAUCUCCGGCAACGGAGUAGGUCUUGAGUUAUUCGAGUUCGAGAACCCUAAAUCGGCAGGGGUGACAAAAUCAUUUGACUACAGCAAAGGUGGUUUUUUUCAUAUAGCCAUUACAGAUCCUGAUCCUCCCUCUAAGGCUAGAGAGAUUGAGGCCGCCGGAGGCCAGAUCAUUGGUGAACCCAUCACAAUGUUAGAGAAAAAUCAUGCCUACUGCGCCUACGUUCAAGAUCCAUGGGGCAAUGUUAUUGAGCUUCUGAACCUAAACUUUGCAGAGUUGGCGAUAAGACUAAGUGGCGUGGAUGAGCUAUAG